Neurospora hispaniola is the source of this 222-nucleotide messenger RNA. RefSeq lists its product as uncharacterized. Bases 1 to 222 code for a protein of 73 amino acids. The transcript is spliced from 3 exons. NCBI's taxonomy places the organism in Eukaryota, Fungi, Ascomycota, Sordariomycetes, Sordariales, Sordariaceae. The record is from RefSeq and is a predicted model, not a curated record.
AUGGCUGCCACGAGCCAAGACUGGCCAAGCGCGUGUCCCUAUCCGAUCCGCUGCCCUACGCAAAUGAGGUUUGUGAGAAUCGCGGUUACAUACGACAGGAACAAGAACUCUAGAACAAGUGCUGCAACUGAACUGGUUAUGGAAGCUAUGGUGAUACUCAAUGCAGGACAUUCAUUCCUUUUCCAACCUGAACCAAAACACAUGUUACUGGAACGUGAUUGA